This is a messenger RNA of Plasmodium knowlesi strain H, 2913 nucleotides long. Its product is annotated as splicing factor 1, putative. The record is from RefSeq and is a predicted model, not a curated record. Gene Ontology annotation, molecular function: RNA binding. The coding region runs from base 1 to 2913 and encodes 970 amino acids. Gene Ontology annotation, biological process: mRNA processing. The transcript is spliced from 2 exons. Gene Ontology annotation, cellular component: nucleus. NCBI's taxonomy places the organism in Eukaryota, Apicomplexa, Aconoidasida, Haemosporida, Plasmodiidae.
AUGGAAGAUAACUCCUACUUUGAUGAGGUAGAGAAGCUCCUGGAAAAUAAAAGUAAGAACUCUGAGGAGGAAAAUGGAGUUGUACAAAAUAAGAGCAGAAAAAAAAAAGAAUUAAAUAAAAGAAGAGCUAAUGGAAAGUCGGACAAAUGCAGUGACAACGAAAUGGUGAGGAAGGAUCAAAAGGAAAAAUAUGCCAGUGGUGAUGGAAAUGAAGAGGACGAAAAUAAUGACCAACACAGCACGGGAAAUGACGAAUUGGCUUUGAAGAAAAAAUUCCAUAAAGAGUUAAAUGGGGGAAAGAGGAGCGGAAGAGGAAGGAAAAGUGAAGAGCGGGGUGGUAAACAUAAAUCUAGAGAAAAGAUAAGUGAGGGCAAUAGUGGAAGUAGUGGUGAAGACAUGACAGAUCGGAGCCAUGCUACAAGUGAAGAUGGCAGUGAUGACAGGCGCAACAAGGGUAAGGCGAAAAGGACUGGCUUGAGGGAAAGAGAGCAUGACAAUCGUAAGGAUAGAAAGAAAAAAGACAGAGUAAGAGACGGAGGGAGUGAUAACAGUGUGGAAAAAAGGAAAACAUAUUCAUCUGAUGAGUCGAGUAGUGAGCAGAAAGAAAGAAGGAAGAGAUAUAAAGGUAGGGAUAGGAUGGUCAAGUCGCGCAGGGAAGUGUCGCAGUCUAAGUCUGGCGAAAGUGGUGAGGAGGAUGAGUUGGAAGAAAAGGAGAGAAUUAAAAAAAAGAAUGGCGUGGAGAGAGAAAGAAGGAGAAAAGGUCACGCGAAAAAGGACCAGAAAAGAAGGGGUGAUAGGCAAAGUGACUCAGAGAACGAAGCAGAAACUGAGGGAGAGGAGACGAAUGGCGAAGGCAAGAGUGAUGGUACAGACAGCAACGAUGAGGGUGAGAGUGCAAGUGAUGGCGACAGGAGGAAGCCGAAGGGCAAAGUGAAAAAUGCUGUGAAGCGAAGUGAAAACAGGGGACGCAAAAGAAGGGCGAAAUCAGAGUCCGAGGAGGAGUCUAAUUUGUCCACGGAUUCCGAUGGUGGCGAAAGAGGAAGAAGAGGAAGAGGUGGAGGAAGUGCAGGAGGAGUGGUAAAGUCGGACGAGGAGGAAGACGGGAACAGCGAAACUAGCGAAAAUCGGAAAAACCGAGAAAAGAAAAGGAGGAGGCACAGAAGGGGGAGCCCCGGUAGUGAACGCGCUUCUCGUAGUAAAAGGAAAGGUUCAUAUGGAAAUGACAGCAAUGAUGAGGUGGAGGAUGGCGCUAACGAUGGUGGCGACACUGAUGACGGUGAUGACAAAUCCGAUGGGGACCGUUCCGGAGGUGAGGACGCAAAAAAAAAGAAGAGAAAAAACAGGAACGACAAAGAAAGUGAGAGAAAAAGAGCGGAACGAGAUGCCUCGUCCAGUGAAAGCUCCUCUAGUGGGGAAGAGGACCAUAGGUCGAAACGAAAAAGGAGAAAAGCCAGUCCUAGCAUAAGCGAGUCGGAUUCGAGUGAUGCGGUUGAGAGUGACCGGAGGUCGAGGAGCGCGAAAAGGAGGAAACGAGAGAGGUACGAAUUAGAGAGAAGGGAAAGACAUCGAGAUAGAGAGAGAGAGCGCGAUAGGGAGAGGGAGCGCGAUAGGGAGAGGGAGCGCGCGCGGGAACGAAUGUGGAAGGAGCGCGAACGGGAGAGAGAACGAGAAAGAGAAAGACUGAGAAAGGAAAUAGAAGAAGCAAGAAUUAGAAGAGAAAAAAGAAGAGAAGAGAAAAGACUACAGAAAGAACAGGAGGAAGCAAAGAGGGACGACUUAACAGUACUGGUACUGAACUUAGACCUAAAGGCAGAUGAAAGGGACAUAUAUGAAUUUUUUUCAGAAGUUGCAGGAAAGGUAAGAGAUAUUCAGUGUAUAAAAGAUCAGAGGUCGGGAAAGUCUAAAGGAGUAGCUUAUGUAGAAUUCUAUACUCAAGAAGCAGUGGUAAAAGCUUUAUCGGCUAAUGGAUAUAUGUUAAAAAAUAGACCUAUAAAAAUACAAUCUUCCCAAGCGGAAAAAAAUAGAGCCGCAAAAGCCGCCAAACAUCAACCCAUUGACCCAAAUGAUAUUCCUAUAAAAUUAUACAUUGGUGGAUUGGUAGGUCCGUUAGGGAACAUCUCGGAGCAAGAAUUAAAACAGCUGUUUAAUCCUUUUGGAGAAAUUCUUGAAGUAGAAAUUCAUCGAGAUCCUUACACAGGGAAAUGUAAAGGGUUUGGGUUCAUUCAAUUCUUUAGAGCAUCGGAGGCCAUUGAAGCUAUGGGAGUUUUAAAUGGAAUGGAAAUAGCAGGUCGAGAAUUAAAAGUUAGCUUCGCUCAGGAUUCUAAAUAUAUCCUAGCAUCUGAAAAGGAGGCAAAGGAAAAAGUGCUCGCGAAGCUCAUGGCGAAGAAGGCCAAAGCUGAAGAAAAAGUGGAAGAGCCCGACAAUGAGAAAAUUGACAACGAUGAUGAUGAUGGAGGUGGGCUCAUUGCCGGGGCAGGAAGUAAAAUUGCCCUCAUGCAGAAGUUGCAGCGAGACACUAUCCUUGAUUCUGGGAUAUCGAGUCAGUUCACCACGGGCGCCAAUGCAAUCAUGCAGACGACAUCGCUCGGAGCCGCUCAGUCCAACACCCUCAACAACAUCACGCCCAACCUGGUUCUCUGCAAUAUGUUUUCGCCCAAUGAUGAAAACAUCGGUUCGGAUCCAGACUUUUUCAGCGACAUAAUUGAAGAUGUUAAGGAGGAGUGUAGCAAGUACGGAAGUAUUACCAAGAUUUGGAUGGAUACAAAAAAUAUCGACGGGAAAAUUUAUAUCAAGUAUACAAAGCAGGAUGAAGCCUUCAAGGCAUUUCAGUUUCUGAAUGGAAGAUACUUUGGAGGGUCCCUGAUAAAUGCUUAUUUUGUGACGGAGGAAAUGUGGAAUUCGAUAUGUGUGUAG